AUGUCAAACCUGGCAAGUGAGAUGCCAAAGUCUGGCACUCCUGCUGAAACCGAGUUAUUGGCCGAACUCACGCCACCUCUCACAUCGACCAACACAUCUCCUCGUUUCUCUACCGAUGAAGUGACUGUUAUCUUUGUUCUUGGAGGUCCGGGUAGUGGGAAAGGAACGCAAUCUGCCAAACUCGUCAAGGACUAUGGUUUUUCCCAUCUCUCCGCAGGUGAUUUGCUUAGGGCCGAGCAAGACCGUGAAGGAAGUCAGUACGGUGAUUUGAUUCGACAUAACAUUCGCGAAGGAAUCAUCGUGCCAAUGGAAAUCACGGUUACCCUCCUUUCCAACGCCAUGGCUGCCAUCCUCGAGGAGAAGAAAAAGAAAGACGAGAACAGCGGAGAACGGACCUCACGGUUUCUCAUUGACGGAUUCCCACGUAAAAUGGAUCAAGCUAUAUAUUUCGAGGAAACAGUGUGUCCCUCGGCAGGAACUCUUUUCCUCUCCUGCCCGGAAGACGUCAUGUUGGACCGUCUACUAAAGCGCGGAGAGACUAGCGGCCGUGACGAUGAUAAUAUCGAGUCCAUCAAGAAGCGAUUCCGUGUCUUUGAGGAGACUAGCAUGCCUGUCGUCAACUAUUACAAGAAGAUGGGCAAGGUUAUGAGUGUUUCUGCAGUUGGUACCGAGACUGAGGUUACUGCUCGCAUUCACAGGGAGAUAGAGAGUCGUGGCAUCGUGCAGCCAAAGGGUAACUAA
Molecule: messenger RNA, 741 nt
Organism: Trichophyton rubrum CBS 118892
Lineage: Eukaryota; Fungi; Ascomycota; Eurotiomycetes; Onygenales; Arthrodermataceae
Exons: 1
Coding region: 1-741 (246 amino acids)
Biological process (GO): UDP biosynthetic process; CDP biosynthetic process; 'de novo' pyrimidine nucleobase biosynthetic process
Cellular component (GO): cytoplasm; nucleus
Molecular function (GO): UMP kinase activity; ATP binding
Source: RefSeq, a predicted model, not a curated record